AUGUCCUUGGAACUCCAGGAUGCAAGUCCUAUUGACGCCCAAGACCUUACCGAGGUAUUCCUAGCGGCAUUCUCAGAUCCCUUCAACAGGACCAUGUUCCCACUCACAGCAGAAUUGCGGCUAUGGAUAGCUCAAAACUUCAUGAACAGCGAAGGACGCGCAUCUGAACAUGAGGUCUUUUUGAAAGCGACAAAUGAACAUGGGAAGCCUAUUGCGUUCGCGAAAUGGGUGCGCCCUUACCAUGUGCCUGCAGAUCGGGAUCUGCAGUCUGAUGUGGCCCUCGAGUGGCCAGUGGGUAGUGAUAAGGAUCUUUGUGAUGUGUUCUUUGGAACUAUGGGCCAUCGUCACCAUGAAUUGAUGGGAGACAGGCCUCACUAUUAUCUUGAGAUGUUGGGUGUGCACCCUGCUUUCCAAGGCAAGGGACUUGCUUCCAAAUUAUUGAAGUGGGGACUAGCCAGAGCAGACGAAGAGGGCGUCGAGGUUUAUCUUUCCAGUUCUCCUGAGGGAAAGCCUAUGUAUGAGAGGAACGGAUUUCGACCACACAAGUCAUUCUCACCAUUUCCUGGCUAUGAGCAAACGGAUAUGAUUCGCCCAGCCCAACAAUGA
Molecule: messenger RNA, 606 nt
Organism: Penicillium verhagenii
Lineage: Eukaryota; Fungi; Ascomycota; Eurotiomycetes; Eurotiales; Aspergillaceae
Product: GNAT family N-acetyltransferase
Exons: 2
Coding region: 1-606 (201 amino acids)
Molecular function (GO): acyltransferase activity, transferring groups other than amino-acyl groups
Source: RefSeq, a predicted model, not a curated record